GCUAUUUAAAGUCACAAUCUUUGGCGGACUUGUGUACUUGAGUUGGUUAUGUUACGUUGUUCAUUCCCACUUUCCCACGCCAUCUUCGCUUUGAAUCAGAUUGAUAUCAACGUUUUUGUAAUUUGUGUAUGCGAACAUGUGAAGUUUUUCAAUUUGUAACGACGCCGUUUAACAGUCCUCUAAUGCAGAGCUAGUUAUCCCAUAACCUACAAUCAGGCAUAUUCUCGCUGGUUUUUCAUCAACGGAUCUGCACAAAAAUGAAUAUAGUGUGCGUGAUAUGUAGCGAUAUGUUGACACCAUCCGACGAUGUUUUCCAUACACCAUGUGGACAUAUAUUCCACUAUCCGUGCUUGCUGCAAUGGCUUGAUAGGUCAAAGACUUGUCCACAAUGUCGAGUAAUCACAACUAAUCGUACGAUACAUAGGAUAUAUUUUAAUUUUUCAAAUAAUGAUAGCAUCGUAGAAGAUCCUGCAUCUCUACAGAACAAAAUUGACAACUUAAAUUUCCAGCUAAAAGUGAAAGACAAAAAGUUUAGUGAUCUUACAGAGGACAAUGACAAAUUGAAGAAUGAAACAGCUGGCUUAAGACAGAGAGUUAUUGAAGUUGAAAAUGAAGUAAAUGGCAAGAAUAGUGCAAUUUAUGCAUGUAAUGAGCAGAUUAAAUUUUAUAAACAGCGAUGUUCAAAUGCAGAGAAUGAUAGGAAAGAGAAAGAAAAGUUGACGGAAAAACUCAAACUUUUAAAAAACGUACAAAAUCUAAUAGAUGAUUCUUCUAAAUCUAAUGUGGAGGAUAUAACGAUGCAAACAAAUGAUAUUUCCAAACUUAGGAUAUACAUAGGAAUAUUAAAAAAGGAACUCGAGAGCAUGCGUGAGAAGAGCAAAGUGUUGAGGAACAAAUAUAAGAAUGAACAGCAAAAGUUCAUGCAAGUCUCCAAAAGAAAUAAAUUUUUGGCACAGGAAUAUGCUAAACAAAAUGAAUUGAAACAACGUUCUACAGAAUUAGAAGAACAUUUAAAACGCUGUGAAACCGAAAAUAUAUCUUUACAAACUCAGCUUUUUAACAUACAGACAGAUGCACAAAAAUUCGUAUGCUGUAAUAAAAUAUUCACGGAGCAAGAAGAGAGCUACGAGCAAGAAAACUUGAAAGCGCAUAAGGAAUUUUGUACCGUAAAAUCUAAUAAAACAAUGACUGAAUAUAUGACAAAAAAAGAAUACAUUAUAAAAUUCGAAAAGAGUAAUAGUUGCAUUAUAGAUCCAAAUAGUACCGAGAAUAUCCCACGGAAUAAAUCGCAGGAUUUCUUUUCGAUGAGAAACCAUGGUAUGAAGAGACAGAAAUCUAAUAACAAUUUGAAAAUACCUUCGACACUUGUGAAAAAAUCAAGAAUUAACUCACCAAAUCAAAAGACUGCCAGUGGCAGAGGCAUGAGUUUUGAUGGCUUCGGAGGACAUGCCAAGUAUGAUAAAUUUCCUGAUCCUAUUUCUAGCUCGCAUGUAAAGAAAACCAGAGAGGAUUCAAAGAUGAGCAAACCAAAACUUGAUACGGGUAACAAUCAGAAAAUCGAUGAUUUACUGAUGUUUUAUACUGAUAUAAUAAUAUAAUGCCUAAUAUGAUGCCUAAAUUAUAUAUGUAAUAGAAAUUAUAAUGAGACGUAAGAUUCAAGACGUGAAAGGAUUGGGAAUGUAACUCCAGUAUAGAAUUGUGUAUUUUUUUAUUAAUUA
This is a messenger RNA of Mycetomoellerius zeteki, 1718 nucleotides long. It is a transcript of the gene nopo, whose product is annotated as TRAF interacting protein no poles. Gene Ontology annotation, cellular component: nucleus; site of DNA damage. The record is from RefSeq and is a predicted model, not a curated record. The coding region runs from base 258 to 1598 and encodes 446 amino acids. Gene Ontology annotation, biological process: replication fork processing; protein ubiquitination. NCBI's taxonomy places the organism in Eukaryota, Metazoa, Arthropoda, Insecta, Hymenoptera, Formicidae. Gene Ontology annotation, molecular function: ubiquitin protein ligase activity; zinc ion binding. The transcript is spliced from 8 exons.